Messenger RNA from Cariama cristata (Red-legged seriema), 485 nucleotides. It is a transcript of the gene CACYBP, whose product is annotated as calcyclin binding protein. NCBI's taxonomy places the organism in Eukaryota, Metazoa, Chordata, Aves, Cariamiformes, Cariamidae. Gene Ontology annotation, molecular function: tubulin binding; S100 protein binding; ubiquitin protein ligase binding. Gene Ontology annotation, cellular component: nucleus. Gene Ontology annotation, biological process: heart development. The transcript has 4 exons. The record is from RefSeq and is a predicted model, not a curated record. The annotation marks the transcript as partial.
UUGCAGAAAGAUUUGGAAGAGGUUAAAGAAUUGCUUACGAAAGCCACGAGGAAGCGACUUCGUGAUGUCCUGAUGACAGAGAAACACAAGCUAGAGCUAGAAAUCAAGAAUCAGCCUCCACCGAAACCAAAAGAUGUGGCAGAGGAAGACAAGUUGUCACUGGGAGGAUACACAGUGAAAAUAAACAAUUAUGGUUGGGAUCAGUCAGAUAAGUUUAUUAAGAUUUAUAUAUCUUUAAGUGGAGUCCAGAAGCUUCCAGCUGAGAAUGUGCAGGUGAAUUUCACAGAGAGGUCGUUUGAUCUGCUAGUGAAGAAUCUGAACGGGAAGAACUACACCAUGACCUUCAACAACCUCCUGAAACCCAUCUCUGUGGAAGGCAGCUCUAGAAAGAUAAAGACAGACAUGGUCCUUGUGAUGUGUAGGAAGAAGCAGGAGGAAAAAUGGGAAUGUCUCACUCAAGUGGAAAAAGAAAGCAAAGAGAAAGA